Myxocyprinus asiaticus (Chinese sucker) is the source of this 2159-nucleotide messenger RNA. Its product is annotated as heterogeneous nuclear ribonucleoprotein D-like. Lineage: Eukaryota; Metazoa; Chordata; Actinopteri; Cypriniformes; Catostomidae. Gene Ontology annotation, cellular component: nucleoplasm. Gene Ontology annotation, biological process: regulation of gene expression. The transcript is spliced from 8 exons. The record is from RefSeq and is a predicted model, not a curated record. Bases 132 to 1019 code for a protein of 295 amino acids. Gene Ontology annotation, molecular function: poly(A) binding; poly(G) binding.
UCACUGAUCUCUCCGUCCGCCAUUUUACCCAACGCGGCAGUUUUCCUGUGUGGAAGUCUUCGACCUUUUAUAACCGGUGUCAUACAGUAUUUCAACCCUUUAACAUCGGAUCAAACCCCAUAUUCUCCAACAUGCAGAUAGAAGAGCAGACUGACUUCAGCACCGACGAGUUUCCAGAGGGAUCCAAAAUAAACGCGAGUAAAAACCAGCAGGAUGACGGGAAAAUGUUUAUUGGUGGACUCAGUUGGGAAACCAGCAAGAAAGACCUUAUGGACUAUCUGUCCAAGUUUGGAGAAGUCCUGGACUGCACUAUUAAAACAGACCCCAUGACUGGACGCUCCAGAGGCUUUGGAUUUGUGCUCUUCAGAGAUGCUGAGAGUGUUGAUAGGGUUUUGGAGCUGAAGGAACACAAGCUGGAUGGCAAACUGAUUGAUCCCAAGAGAGCCAAAGCCAUGCAGGGCAAGGAACCCCCUAAGAAGGUUUUUGUCGGUGGUCUAAGUCCAGACAUUUCUGAGGAACAGGUCCGGGAAUACUUUGGAGCUUAUGGUGAUAUUGAGAACAUUGAGCUACCCAUUGACACCAAAACCAACGAGAGGCGCGGAUUCUGCUUUAUAACAUAUGUUUUAGAGGAGCCAGUUCAGAAACUUCUAGAGAACAGAUAUCAUCAAAUUGGAUCAGGAAAGUGUGAAAUCAAAGUUGCCCAGCCUAAAGAAGUUUACAGACAGCAGCAAAACAGAGGGGACAGGGGCUUUGGAGGAGGAAGAGGAAGAGGAGGCCGUGGAAGAGGAGGACAGAGUUAUAAUCAAGGGUACGACAACUACUACGGCCAGAACUAUGGAGGCUAUGGCAGUGAAUACAACCAGGGCUAUAAUGGAUACCCUAGCUAUGACUAUUCAGGAUACAACUAUCAAAAUUAUGGAUACGGCCAAGGCUAUGAUGAUUUCAAUGGUCAACAAAGCAGUUACGGCAAGGCCUCACGGGAGGGCGGAAACCAUCAGAACAGCUACCAGCCGUAUUGAUGAAGUGACUAAAAAUGUUCAUAUUAAUGGCGGGGACUUCAUUGCAGGCCGUGUGUCACCCGAGCACGACAUUCUCUGGGCGUCGCACAUAGCGGGCAGAGAGCACGGCAUGCACAAGAAAGCACUGUCCAGUGGUAUGGUCUCUUCCAACUUCCUGUACCAGCGUAAAACAAACAAACAAAACAAAAAAGACAAAAGGAGAUUUCCCCCAUUUUGCUUAAGUUGUCGGCUCUUUUAACAGUUUAAAAUGUGUUUUUUACAGGUAUUUAUUAAUGUAACCUAAAAGUGAUUGAUAACUGCUUUGUUGUAUUCUCUUUUUCAAUUUUAGUGCUCUUGUAUUUCAGUUGUGGAGCUUCAGUGAAAUUAUUUUUGGGGUUUUGUCCUUAAAACAGUCACCUCCAUUGUAAAUUGCAUAAACUCAUAAUGCUUGCUUUUUCUUUAGAGCCCCUAGAGAACUUCAAAUGGGUACACCAAGUCUUUCCCUAAAACGUAGUUUUUAAAGAUCAUAUGUAUAGCGGGUUUAUGAAGCCAUUAAAAGCUGUUGAAAAUCUGGAUUAGACAGGUUAACUGAUUGGCUGUGUUAAUUACCUCAAUUUUCAGUAUAAAACACAUUUGGAUUCGCUCCUUAAUGAUCAGAUUGUCGACUAACCACGUGGAGCUGUAGCUUUUGUUGGCUUAUGAGCUGUUGUGUGAUUUCUUAAAAAGUUAAACAUAUGAUCUUUAAUAUUUAAUGGUGAUUUUCCUAGUUUAAAAUCGACAGCUCAAGAAGUUAAACAAACAUGGACGUGCUGUUUUCUUGGUCUAUAAAUCGGAAUAAUUCAUCUUGUGUAUCUUCUCUUUUAGGUCGGCAGGCUGGCUUGAGUGUUUGACAUUGUUCCUCGGAGGCAGCGUGUGGAAUCCUGUCCUUAAACAACUAUUAAAAAAAGUUAUUUGGUCCUCUGGAGAAACUUUGUGUCUAACCUUGUAAAUAGCGAGGCGUUUUGUUUCAAAGUUUGGCUUAUUCCGUGCUUCAUUCUGAUCAAACCUGUAGGUUUUGUGCUGUGUUCUUAAGUCUUGUUUAGGAAAGUGUCCUUUAUUUUGUAUUUUAGUUAUUUUCCUGCAGUUGUUUUGGAUAAUGGGAUUAAAAAAAUGGGGACAAUA